CACAGAACAAAGAGAAAGAGACAGAGAGUGACGGAAGGAAAGAGAGAAAAAAAACUGUGUCUUUGGAAAACAUGGACGACCCUCUCCACGUGAAUCCCUGAAUCCCACCCCAUUCCCUAUUCACACACACACACACACACACACACACACACACACAGACACAUCACGAGAGAGCGAAAAAGAGAGACGGAGAGAAUCCAGGAAUCCAGACAUACUUUUAUUGUGAGUAAAAUAAGUCACUUCCUAUUGGAUAACAGCCAUGUGGGGUCACAAAUUCCGACUGCUGCUUCUAAUCCACUUCCUGUUGUCCGACAUGGCCCAUCUACAAGCCCCGCCCUCUUCACGCUUCAAAAACAGAAUUGGGUUUGGCUUUUCCUCCACCAAUUCUCCUUCCUUAUCUGCAGUCCCACCUGAGAAACCGAGGUCCAUCCGAGGUGAAAAACCUAACAGUGACCCAGUCCUCGACCUGGUCUCUGGCCUUGCAGUAUCUUUAGAUGGUCUUGUGCAUCUCCAUGGGAAUUUGAGCUGCAAGGAGCUGGAGGCAGGGCCUUGGAACGGGGCAGGGUUUUCACAUGAGCUUUUGGGGUUGGUCAUUGUGCCUGUACUAGUGUCUGCAGGAUGUGAAUAUGAGGCAGAGGAACUGGUGAGGAACUUGUUUACAAUGCUGGGUGAGGAUGACACACAAGAGCUCCUGGAGGACAUAGUUGUUCUGAUUAGAAGGUCAUUUCUAAAUCGCUUAAAUUCCCCAUCCAUUCCAACCAAGUCAAGCCAUCAGUCGGAGCGCCACCUGCAAGCCAUGAUGUUCAACAUCCAACAGCUGGCGGAGCGUCAAGAUGUGGCUGAAAAUGUUUCUGGCUUGGAGAAGCGAUGCCAAGGCUGGAUGAGGAUAAAGGGCAUGGUCUUAUUAGGUCAGAAUAUCAAUCAUGAAAAGCUGCGUCUCAGUGAAGCAAAGCGUGUUUGCCGAAAAAUGGGAUUUGUUUGCGCAGGCGUGACGCAUGAUGUCCCUAACAGCCCUGAGUCCUACCAUAUUGUUCUCAGACCAGGCAGCUGGCUCAUGCCCUCAUCUACUUUGAACCAAUCAGAAAGCUGGAUUCAGAACUGUAGGGUGUGGCCUGUACGCUGGCGAAGACAUGGCGUUCAUCAGCCAGGCUGUGCUAAUGAAAAAGAGGAGCGUGUGUAUAAAGUGGUGGAGUGGAUCCCUGCAGUCUCCACGCUCUAUAACCUGGGGACAGCUGUUUAUUAUGCCUCCAUGCGCUGCUCCGAUACAGCAAAAGAAAGAGCCCUGAUGAGUGCUGUGGAUCUGGGGACCGAUGCUAUCGUAGCAGCCACUGGUGGCACAGCAGGCGUAGCUGGAUAUGCCUUGGGGGCGGGGCUUAAAACAAGCCUAAAAGCAGGAGUUAAAUACCUGCUGAAUAGAAUGACCCAGGAAGAAGACCUAGUCUUAAACCAAAACAGCUGGGAGGAUGGAGCUAUUAGCUUACAAUAUUAAUAAUAGUAAUAAUAAUCGUAAAUAAUAAUAAUAAUAAUAAUAAUAAUUUGUAACAAUCGUUGGGUGCCUUUUCACUGUACAGUUUAUUUAACAGUAGAAAACUACAACAGUUCUUUUUCCAAAGGAAGCAACAUUUAGGGCAAAAACCUAAAAUGAUUUCUGGUUUUGAUGUAGAGUCCAAAAAAUCCUGAUGUCUGAGAACUGAGAAAUGUACAGUCUGGUCACAUGAGACAUGUCUGUCUCUGUACUUGUGUAAACUCUGUACUCUGGAACUCAAGCCAAUGUUUACUGACACCGCAAAGAACAACAAAAGAUUUUUGAUUUUUGGUGUCUGCAUUAAAAUCAUGUUUGUUUUUUAUCACAGCGUUCUAAUGUAAACACUGAUGAAUGACUGUCGUUUGAAUUCAUCUAAUGGAAUAUAUUUACAUUUGGCAGACGCUCUUAUCCAGAGCGACUUACAUUUUUUUAUCUCAUUACACAUCUAAGCAGUUGAGGGUUAAGGGCCUUGCUCAAGGGCCCAACAGUGGCAACUUGGUGGUUGUGGGAUUUUGAACCUGGGAUCUUCCAAACCAUAGUCCAAUGCCUUAACCACUGAGCUACCCCUGACCCAUAUUUCCAUUAGAUCCUGUUUAGAUGUACAUUUCGAGUGUGCAGUAAAAAAAAUGUAAAUACAUAAAAUGCAUGAAAUAAUACAGAAAAUAAUUAAAAAUAAAUAAAUAAAUAAAAUGUCCUGCUGUGUAGUAAAAAGAGAACUUAUUGGAUGUGUGACUCCUCGCAGUUUCUAGGUAAAUAAACUAGAUUUUAGAAAAUUCCUAGAUUUGUUUUUAGUUGUCCAGAUGAUUGAAUUAUUACCAACAUGACUUAAAAUGAAAACACUUUGCUAAUUAUAUGCUAUACUGAAUUUAAGGUACGGUGGCCGCUCAGAACAAAGCACUUACAAAAGUGAAAGCACAAACAGUACUGCACUGCAAAUACAAAAGCACAUGCAAAAGUCUAAGCACAUGGUUAAACAACUAUGUUUAAAUAAAUUAAGGCUAAUAUUUAUCAUAUGAUUUUAUUCUGUUUUCAUAAUAAUAAACAACACAAUGUUUCUAAUAAAUUUAAAACAAACAGUUAAUUUUGUUCAGAUUUUUUUGGGGGACCAAUACGUUUACACGAUAUUGUGUUGUCUGACUAAAACCUGACUUUUAAGAUAAAUCUAAACAAAGUCAGGCUGAAAUCACACUUCUCAAAGUCGCACCAGAUAAUGCGCUUAGGAGUCGAGCUGCUCCUGCACGUAUACCUUUAGUCCAAUACAGGAAUCGGUCGAGGUACUCUGGACAUGUCCUACACUUCUCACCCUGGGCUUUGACCAGGAACUUAAAAAAAAUGCAUACAGUAAUAGUAAAAAAUAUGCAUGUUGUUUUAGUCAAGACCUUUAUAAUUAUUCUACCAUCAUCACUCAGUGAAGUUCUGCCCAUAAUCUGUUAACGACUAACAGAUGGGAAUGACUGCUGGCUCGCAAAUUACAUAAACUGCCUGAAUAACAGAUUACAUUAA
This is a messenger RNA of Clarias gariepinus (North African catfish), 3028 nucleotides long. It is a transcript of the gene apof, whose product is annotated as apolipoprotein F. Gene Ontology annotation, biological process: cholesterol metabolic process. The coding region runs from base 260 to 1489 and encodes 409 amino acids. The record is from RefSeq and is a predicted model, not a curated record. The transcript has 2 exons. NCBI's taxonomy places the organism in Eukaryota, Metazoa, Chordata, Actinopteri, Siluriformes, Clariidae.